CGAGAAAUGGCAUCGGCGAAGAAAAAGUCGCCCUUAUGGGAAUACUUUGACAUAAACAGUGAAAAUAAUAAGUUAGCUGUUUGUUUAUUAUGCAAUGUUAAUAUUUCACGUGGCGGUGAAGGCAAAAAAGCAGGUACUUCUGCUAUGAAAAAUCAUUUAAAAUCAAAACAUCCAGAUGAAUUUCGUGCAGUGAAUAAAGAAAAGGCCGCUGUCGAGCCUACUACAAUUUCUUUAGCCAUUGCGGGGACAAGUUCGUCGUCAUUUGCAAAAAAGCAAUUGACUAUGACAGAAUCUUUCGAAAGGAAAUUGCUCUGGGAUAUAAAUGAUGCUAAAGCCAAAAAGUACCAUUAUUUAGUAGCCGAAAUGAUUGCACUUGACAACGAGCCAUUGUCCAUAGUGGAAAGAACCGGAUUUACCAGACUCUUAGAACAAGCUUUACCCGGCUAUAAAUUGCCAAGCCGGACUUAUAUUAGCCAAAAAAUCGUUCCUGAUAUAUAUGACAGAAUUUACGAGAAAAUCAAACUUAACAUUUCGAGUGCCUUCGCUAUUUCAGUGACUUCUGACAUAUGGACUUGCUUACACAAUAAUGAUAGCUUUCUGAGCUUCACAGCUCAUUGGAUAUCAUCUGAAUUUAAACUAGAACACGGAGUUCUGGCAAUGAAGCCUUUCUCAGGGUCGCAC
This is a messenger RNA of Plodia interpunctella (Indianmeal moth), 681 nucleotides long. Its product is annotated as zinc finger BED domain-containing protein 4-like. The transcript has 2 exons. The annotation marks the transcript as partial. Gene Ontology annotation, molecular function: DNA binding. The record is from RefSeq and is a predicted model, not a curated record. Lineage: Eukaryota; Metazoa; Arthropoda; Insecta; Lepidoptera; Pyralidae.